This is a messenger RNA of Synchiropus splendidus (mandarinfish), 2241 nucleotides long. It is a transcript of the gene ints11, whose product is annotated as integrator complex subunit 11. Lineage: Eukaryota; Metazoa; Chordata; Actinopteri; Syngnathiformes; Callionymidae. Gene Ontology annotation, cellular component: nucleus. The transcript is spliced from 17 exons. The coding region runs from base 319 to 2124 and encodes 601 amino acids. The record is from RefSeq and is a predicted model, not a curated record. Gene Ontology annotation, biological process: snRNA processing.
UACAAACGAACGACAAGUGGAUAUGUGGCGAUUUAAUCAUCCUAAUGAUUUUUUUUCUCGCAAAGUAUAUUGAUUGUAUUUAAUACAGGUCAAUAUAAAUCUGGUUUAAAAAGAGAAAUGAGAACUCCACUUUUAUUCUAAAGUGUUGGAAGUAGCCCGCGCUCACUUCCGUGUUUAUGUUAGCAUCGUGUUUUCAUUGGAGGGAGAAUGAUUCUCUUUCUCAUGUUUGCAAGGAAUUAGCGUGAUACACAUUUGUUCGUUGCAAUCCAGGAACAGUAUAGUCCGCUCCUAGGUAGAAGUAGCGUUGGAGGACCAAACAUGCCUGAAAUAAAAGUAACACCUCUGGGUGCUGGACAAGAUGUUGGGCGCAGCUGCAUCCUCGUGUCCAUCGGGGGUAAAAACAUCAUGCUGGAUUGUGGGAUGCACAUGGGCUUCAACGAUGAUAGACGCUUCCCAGAUUUCUCUUACAUCAUUCAAAAUGGACGCUUGACAGAUUUCUUGGACUGUGUGAUCAUCAGUCAUUUCCACUUAGACCACUGUGGCGCGCUGCCAUACAUGAGUGAGAUGGUGGGCUAUGACGGUCCCAUUUACAUGACCCAUCCCACCAAAGCCAUCUGUCCCAUCCUCCUGGAAGACUUCAGGAAGAUCACAGUGGACAAAAAAGGAGAGACCAACUUCUUCACCUCGCAGAUGAUCAAGGACUGCAUGAAGAAAGUUAUCCCUUUGAACCUCCAUCAGACAGUCCAGGUGGAUGAUGAACUGGAGAUCAAGGCUUACUACGCUGGCCAUGUGCUGGGAGCGGCAAUGGUUCAUAUCAAAGUGGGCUCUGAAUCUGUGGUGUACACUGGUGACUACAACAUGACGCCAGACAGACAUUUGGGCGCUGCGUGGAUUGAUAAGUGUCGCCCAGACAUCCUCAUCUCUGAGUCCACCUACGCCACAACCAUCCGUGACUCCAAGCGCUGCAGAGAGAGAGAUUUUCUGAAGAAAGUGCAUGAAACCAUAGAAAGAGGGGGAAAGGUACUAAUUCCAGUUUUUGCACUUGGAAGAGCACAAGAACUCUGCAUCCUACUGGAAACAUUUUGGGAGAGAAUGAACCUCAAAGCUCCAAUCUACUUCUCCACCGGCCUGACUGAGAAAGCAAAUCACUAUUACAAACUUUUCAUCACAUGGACCAACCAGAAGAUCCGAAAAACCUUUGUCCAGAGGAACAUGUUUGAGUUCAAGCACAUCAAGGCGUUCGAUCGCUCCUACGCCGACAACCCUGGACCCAUGGUGGUGUUUGCAACACCCGGCAUGCUGCAUGCAGGUCAGUCCCUGCAGAUCUUCAAAAAGUGGGCUGGAAAUGAGAAGAACAUGGUGAUCAUGCCGGGUUACUGUGUCCAAGGAACCAUUGGGCACAAGAUCCUCAACGGUCAGAGGAAGCUGGAGAUGGAGGGAAGAGCUACGCUGGACGUGAAGCUGCAGGUGGAGUACAUGUCUUUCAGUGCUCACGCCGACGCCAAAGGAAUCAUGCAGCUGAUCCGCAUGGCAGAGCCGCGCAACAUGCUGCUGGUGCACGGCGAGGCAGUGAAGAUGGAGUUUCUAAAGGGGAAGAUCGAGCAGGAGUUCAGCAUUGACUGCUACAUGCCAGCUAAUGGAGAGACGGCAACUGUCACAACAAACCCCAGUGUUCCUGUGGACAUUUCGCUCAACCUGCUGAAGAGAGAAGUGGCACUGGGAGGUCCUCUGCCUGACCCCAAGAAACCUCGAACCAUGCAUGGGACCCUGAUCAUGAAGGAAAACAGUCUGAAGCUGGUCUCAUCUGAACAAGCCCUGAAGGAGCUGGGCCUCAAUGAACACCAGCUACGCUUCACCUGCCGGGUGCAGCUGCAGGACCCCCACAGCGACUCGGAGACCCUGCACCGAGUCUACACUCAUCUGAAGAGCGUGUUGAAGGGCUACACCAUCCAGCAUCUCUCUGACGGCACUGUCAUGGUGGAGUCCAUCGUCAUCAAAAUCUCCCCCUCUGCUGAAGACUCGAGCACCAAAGUCAUUCUGCUGUCCUGGAGCUAUCAGGAUGAAGACCUCGGCAGCUUCCUGUCCAACCUGCUGAAAAAAGGACUUCCCUCUGGACUCAGUUGAAACGUUCACCGGGACAUUUGAGGUUUCACUGAAAACAGACAGCGCAGAAAGAAAAGUAUUUUUCUAUCGACAUUAAAAUCCCACUAGCAACCACUGACACACGUCAGCAGUGUCCUU